AUGGAGACUAGCUAACAUAACACAAUGGUAACAUCAGAGAAAAAAGAAAGAAAAGAAACAUGAAAAUACCAAAAAGAAAACUAUUUCUUCUAAUAAUUUUUGCAUAUGUGGCAUUUUCCCUCUACGCUGCAUACAAUGUCUUCUUCAGCACUAAAGUAAUCUCUCGCGUUCACAGGGUGGUGAAGAAAGAGACGGGAGCAAUCUCGGGUGGUGUCAGAGAUGGCGGUGCUGCUCCAUUUUUAGCAGAUGACUGGAAUCCGUGGGAGGAUGAACAGGUGGAGUACAACUCUGCUCUGAACAAAAAGAGGGAGGCCUUCAAACAGCAUCUGAGUCGAAUUGACAAGAACAAACCCAAAAGAUACAGGGUCCAGAUCUGGGGGAAAGCUGCCAUAGGGCUCUACCUUUGGGAACAUAUUUUAGAAGGACCCCUCAACCCUACUGACAAGGUAGCACAAUGGAGAGAGGGAGAGCUGCAGUCAGGAAAGAUUGACUUCAGUUUCUACACAGGUCCUGCUGUGGUCCAGGGUCACGUCCCUCUGGAAAUGAACAGCCUGGUUCUGGUUCUGAAUGGCCGCGAGCAGCAGAAGGUCUCUUACUCCACACGGUGGCUGGAGCAUGUCCAAGCUCUGGUACAGUCCCACACGGUGUCACAUGUGGCUGUGGUCCUGCUGGGCAAUGAGCACUGCAACAACAACUGGAUUGGCCCGUACUUAAAGAGAAAUGGUGGCUUUGUGGAGCUGCUCUUUUUAGUGUACGACAGCCCCUGGGUCAACGACAAGGAUGUCUUCCAGUGGCCUCUUGGUGUUGCCACAUACAGGCAGUUUCCUAUGAUCAGGCCUAAUGCGCAACUGAUCACUUCCAACAGGCCAUACCUCUGCAAUUUCCUAGGAACUGUUUACAAAAAUUCCUCCAGAGAAACUCUCAUGCAGGUGCUGAAACAAUCUGGCCUGGAUAAGGAAUGCAUCACCACUGCCAGGGAGAAGUGGCUCCCUCAGGAGACAGCAGACAGUCUGAGACGCUAUCAGGCUGCUUUGGCCCAGAGCGAGCUCACUCUCUGCCCAGUCGGGAUCAACACAGAGUGCUACCGCAUCUACGAGGCCUGCUCUUAUGGCUCAGUGCCAGUGGUGGAAGAUGUACUGACGCCUGGGACCUGUGCGGCCGGGCCCAGCUCUCCACUACGGCUGCUCAAAGCUGCAGGAGCACCCUUCAUCUUCAUCAGUGACUGGAAAGAACUGCCUGCCAUCUUGGAGAGGGAGAGAGGGAUGAGCCAGGAGCAGAGGGUGGAUAGGAGGAGGAGGCUGUUGGAGUGGUACGCCAGCUUUCGUCAGCAGAUGAAGGAGAGGUUCACUGAGGUCAUCGAGGAGUCUUUCUUCAAAAGCAGCUGACUGCGGUGCUAAAUUCACAAACCAUUAAGGAUACACAGGGGUAGACAUUCAGUAUUGAUUAAAUUUAUUUGGUGGUUUGUAGAGAAAUGUGACAUACUACUGGUGUAGUGUUCCUGAUUAUGUUCAGUGUAAUGUUCCUUUGCGGGUUAAAUCAUUUAUGUAUGUAGUAAAGUUGUAAAGCUGCCAUUACUAGUCAGUAAAGGGCCCAUGACAUUACUGUAUAUGUAUCCUCUAAAUGUUUACAGUGGUGAAUGUCCAAAUGAUAAACUGCCUUUGCAUUUAAAAGCAUUUAUGUUAAUUUAACUGUGUUUUAUAUCUCUGUUUGUAUGCACUUAAUAUUGUGAUUUUUUAGAACACUAAACAUUAGGUGUAGAAUGAGACCAUGUGUUUUUAGGUUCUGUUUGAAAAUGGUACAUUGAGCUAUUUUAUAUUGUGAGCAACUUGAAAAUGGAUGUUGUUGCUGUGGCAUGUGUUGCUUUUUUUUUCAUCAAAACAUUACAAAAACAUUUCUUCUUUGUUAUAUUUAUUUCAGUACAGUGCUGCAUGGAUGUUUUUUUAAGAAAGUGCAAUCAAAUAAAUUGGAGUGUUGUCCUGAAGAGAAA
This is a messenger RNA of Micropterus salmoides (largemouth bass), 1987 nucleotides long. It is a transcript of the gene rxylt1, whose product is annotated as ribitol xylosyltransferase 1. The transcript has 6 exons. Gene Ontology annotation, molecular function: ribitol beta-1,4-xylosyltransferase activity. Gene Ontology annotation, cellular component: Golgi apparatus. The coding region runs from base 60 to 1385 and encodes 441 amino acids. Lineage: Eukaryota; Metazoa; Chordata; Actinopteri; Centrarchiformes; Centrarchidae. The record is from RefSeq and is a predicted model, not a curated record. Gene Ontology annotation, biological process: protein O-linked glycosylation via mannose.